GUUGUUUUAAAACUAAAAACAUUUGUAAUUUCGUGGUGUUCCUAAGAUUUCCAAUUAUUUUUACGAAAUAUUUAAAUUAAAAUGCAUUUAUUAAUACUAUACGGUAGUCAAACUGGUACUGCACAAGAUGUAGCUGAACAAUUAUGGCGUUCCUCUAAGAAAUAUGGGUUUCAAGGCCCAGUCUUGCCUAUGGAUGAAUUUCCCAUACAUAAACUAGUUGAGCAGACUUUGGUAUUAUUUGUGGUGGCUACCACAGGUGAUGGUGAUGAACCAGAUAAUAUGCGCAAUUCUUGGAAAUUUUUACUUCGGCGUAGUUUACCCUCCAAUUCAUUGGAGAAUAUGCAAUUUGCCUGUUUGGGACUGGGGGACUCUAGUUAUGGCAAGUUUAAUUACGCAGCCAAAAAACUAAAUAAACGGCUACAACAACUAGGAGCGAAACAGAUUAUACCUCUAGGUUUGUGUGAUGAUCAACAUGAUCACGGUUUAAGUGCAGUAGCUUUACCAUGGAUGGAUCAGCUUUGGCGGCAAUUGCAACAGAAUAUUGAUAUUAACGCAAAAACCAUGAAUGGACUAGAAAAUGCAGCAUCAGUUUUUAGAUGGCAAUGUAAAAAAUUAAACGAAAGAAAGGAGGGGCUUAUCAAUAAUGAGGAUAAUGAGCAAAUUCUUUGGCCAUAUAAAGAUGUGCCUGAAAAGUUCACUCUCAAAAGCAAUAAACGCACCACAGAUCCCUCACAUUUUCAAGAUGUUAGAUUGUUGGAAUUUGUCACUUCUGAUAGUAUAAAUUGGUCACCAGGAGAUAUUAUACAAGUGCAACCUCAUAAUUCUCCAAAACAAGUUGAAGAUUUCUUUUUAUGGGCACAAGAACACAAACUUGAUUUCACAGCCGAUACUUUGGUGGAGAUCUCCAGUAUUCAUGACGAUAUGCCUUUGCCAAAAUGCUAUAGUAAACCAUUGACAGUCGAACAGAUGGUUACAUAUUUAUGGGAUUUGAGCUUUCGUCCUCGUCAGCGGGCUUUUGAACUUUUGGCUUUAAACUGUGAAGAUGAAUUGGAAAAAGAGAAACUUUUGGAGUUUACCACAGCAGAAGGUCUGGAUGAUCUUAUAAAUUACAUAAAUCGUCCUCGCAGAACUAUAUUGGAAGUGUUACAAGACUUUCGACAUGCUUCCUCCAAAUUGUCUCUAAAUGUUUUAAUAGAAUUGUUUACAUUCAUUCAACCCAGAAGUUUCUCUAUAGCCAGUUGCAAAGAAUCAGGUCAGUUAGAUUUGCUGGUUGCUGUGGUAGAAUACAAAACUAAACUAUCCACUCCCAGACAGGGUUUGUGUUCAAAUUGGCUUAAAAAUCUUAAACCAGACACACAAAUAUAUGGUUGUAUAAAAUCGGGCACAAUGAAACUUCCCAAAGAUAUUUCCACGCCUCUCAUCGUAGUGGGACCUGGUACUGGUAUAGCACCAUUUCGCAGCAUAAUACAAAGUUUAUACAUUAACAAAUCAGAUAGUUUACCACCCGCUCUAUUUGUAUUUUUUGGUUGCCGCAAUAGUAAUAAGGAUUUUCAUUUUCAAGAAGACUUGCAAAAAUGGCAGUCAGAAAAAUGCAUUUCCCUUUAUUGUGCCUUUUCCAGAGAUCAGGAUAAUAAGAUCUAUGUCCAGCAUUUGAUUGAAGAAAAUGCUGAUAAACUGAAACCACUAAUAAUGCAAAAGGGUGCAUUUAUUUUUGUGUCUGGUUCUUCAAAAAAUAUGCCAAAAUCUGUAAAGGAAGCUUUUACGAAAGUUGUGGACAAUAAUGAUGCCUUAAUAGAACAAUUAAUAAAAACAAAAAGAUAUCAAGAAGAAACUUGGUCUUAAAUAGUACAAUUUUAAUUAUAAAUAUAUAAAUAUAAAUUUAUAUAAAUAAUAAAUAGAUUUAAGCUAAAAAAUUAAUAAUCUUC
This is a messenger RNA of Lucilia sericata (common green bottle fly), 1925 nucleotides long. Its product is annotated as NADPH-dependent diflavin oxidoreductase 1. The record is from RefSeq and is a predicted model, not a curated record. Lineage: Eukaryota; Metazoa; Arthropoda; Insecta; Diptera; Calliphoridae. The transcript has a single exon. Bases 82 to 1842 code for a protein of 586 amino acids. Gene Ontology annotation, cellular component: cytosol. Gene Ontology annotation, molecular function: NADPH-hemoprotein reductase activity; flavin adenine dinucleotide binding; FMN binding.